Messenger RNA from Ailuropoda melanoleuca (giant panda), 489 nucleotides. RefSeq names its product ribosomal protein L24 (gene RPL24). Gene Ontology annotation, molecular function: structural constituent of ribosome; mRNA binding. Gene Ontology annotation, cellular component: cytosolic large ribosomal subunit. Gene Ontology annotation, biological process: cytoplasmic translation. Lineage: Eukaryota; Metazoa; Chordata; Mammalia; Carnivora; Ursidae. The record is from RefSeq and is marked provisional.
GGUCGAGCUGUGCAGUUUCAGUGGGUACAAGAUUUACCCCGGACAUGGCAGGCGCUACGCCAGGACUGACGGGAAGGUUUUCCAGUUUCUUAACGCAAAAUGCGAAUCCGCAUUCCUUUCCAAGAGGAAUCCUCGGCAGAUAAACUGGACUGUCCUCUACAGGAGAAAGCACAAAAAGGGACAGUCGGAAGAAAUUCAAAAGAAAAGAACCCGCCGUGCAGUCAAAUUCCAGAGGGCCAUCACUGGUGCAUCUCUUGCUGAUAUAAUGGCCAAGAGGAACCAGAAACCUGAAGUUAGGAAGGCUCAACGAGAACAGGCCAUCAGGGCUGCCAAGGAAGCAAAAAAGGCUAAGCAAGCAUCUAAAAAGACAGCAAUGGCUGCUGCUAAGGCUCCCACGAAGGCAGCACCUAAGCAAAAGAUUGUGAAGCCUGUGAAGGUUUCUGCACCCCGAGUUGGUGGAAAACGCUAAAUUGGUGGAUCAGAUUUUUA